AGAAUCCCAUGCUCCCCUAACUACGUUUCACCUUCGGUGGUAAAAUUUUGUCCAUCUACAAAACCUCACCUUGGCUGCACCAAAACAAAUCUCGCACAAACAUUCACCAAACCUUCUUCUUUGCAUUGCCUCCCAAGGUGCUUCCUUCUAUCACUUGCAACGUAGCUCAUGUUGUUCUAGCAGCUACGAUUCCUUUUCGAAUUUCAAGGACACUGUUGUUUUCUUCAUCAGCAUGAGUUCUCUCACCGGACUUGCUUCACUUGAAGCUGUGCUCUUUGAUGUUGAUGGAACACUCUGUGACUCUGAUCCACUCCACUACGAAGCUUUGCGUGAAAUGCUCCUAAAGAUUGGUUUUAAUGGAGGUGUUCCCAUAACGGAGGAAUUUUUUGUUGAAAAGUUUUCUGGCAAGAACAACGUUGAUACUGCCUUAGUUGCCUUUCCUGAUGAUCUGGAACAAGGUUUGAAGUUUGUACAAGAAAAGGAAGCCAUGUUCCAGAGAUUGGCGAGAGAGCAACUGAAGCCUGUGAAAGGCCUUGAUAAAAUGAGAACAUGGGUUGAAAAGCGUGGUCUGAAGAGAGCUGCAGUUACGAAUUCUCCAAGAGUAAAUGCAGAACUCAUGAUCUCAAAACUUGGUCUCUCAGAUUUCUUUGAUGUUCUUAUCAUUGGUGAUGAAUGUGAACGUGGUAAACCUCAUCCGGAUCCCUACUUGAAAGCUCUUGAAGUUCUGAAGGCAUCGAAGGAUCAUGCAUUUGUAUUUGAGGAUUCUUUUUCAGGGAUUACGGCUGGAGUGGCAGCUGGGAUGCCUGUUAUUGGGAUAGCUUCACGAAACCCAGAGGAUUUACUCAUGAAAGCAAAGCCUGCCUUUCUGAUAAAGGAUUAUGAGGAUCCAAAAUUGUGGGCAGCUUUAGAAGAACUUGACAAGCCUGGUGCCGACAAGUUGGAAAUUCUAGAUAAAAACAUUUAGCAAGGUUAUAUUUAUCAUGUCAGAAAAAGUAAAAGACAAUGAUCAUUUGUAUGUGACAAUAAAUAGUUGUUUCUCCAUGUAUCGGUUACU
Vigna umbellata (rice bean) is the source of this 1054-nucleotide messenger RNA. RefSeq names its product haloacid dehalogenase-like hydrolase domain-containing protein Sgpp. The record is from RefSeq and is a predicted model, not a curated record. NCBI's taxonomy places the organism in Eukaryota, Viridiplantae, Streptophyta, Magnoliopsida, Fabales, Fabaceae.